AGAAGUUGGUGUCACUCUUUUGCCAGCCCUUUCAACUUUGCUUCGACUUUGGCUAUUACUAUGAUGAUUAGCCUAAAGCUCUCGGCAUUCUUUAUCUUCUCUGUCAGCAGUGCCGCUCGUGUUGUGGCGGAUGUGCCCGCCAGCUCAAUCUCAAGCUCGCAAUGGCAGACGCUGAACGACACUCUUGGCGGUAAACUACGCACUGCACUCCCGGUCUCCGCUCCUUGCUUUUCAACAGUCAACGGGGUGAACGUUACGGUCGACUCUGAAGCCUGCUCGAAUGUCGAAGCGAAUUAUACCGACCCUUUAUAUCGCGUUGAACAGUUUGGGGCAUACAUGCUUCCUCAAUGGGAGACCUGCCAAUCGACCUCAAAGAAAUGCUUGCUGGAUGACACGAACACCAGCAAUCCUUUGGCUUGGGAAGACAGUACCUGCUUACAGGGCAGUGUACCUCCAUAUUUCAUUGAUGUUCAGAAUGCGUCAGACGUACAGGCCGCGUUUGCGUUUGCGCAAGACACUGGCGUUCGCCUCUCAAUCAAGAACUCCGGGCAUGACUACAAGGGUCGGGCGAGUUCUCCGGAUUCCCUGUCUGUUUGGGUACACCACUUGGACUCAAUAACAUACGACGCGAACUUCUCGCCUGAAGCUUGUGGUACCACAUACAGUGCCAUGACCGUAGGGGGUGGCGCUGUAUUCCAGGCCAUUUACGAGUUCGCCGAAGCCAACAAUAUAACAUUUAUCGGAGGAUACCAUCAAACUGUGGUGGCCAGCGGCGGCUGGGUUCAGGGUGCUGGUCAUAGUAUACUCUCACCGGUCUAUGGUCUCGGUGUCGACCGCGUGCUUCAAUUUAAGAUUGUCACUCCCGACGGCGAGCUUCGUGUCGCUAAUGAAUGCCAAAACCAGGAUCUGUUCUGGGCGCUGCGCGGUGGUGGCGGUGGCACCUUUGGUGUUGUUUUGGAAAGCUCACAUAUCGUCGAACCGCAGAUGUCUCUUCGGGUCGCAUCCAUCUCUUUCACUCAGACCUCCGACAAUGCAAGGGAUUGGUUCGAGUUCAUGGUGAACAGCUCAGUGAAAUGGGCUAAUGAAGGCUGGGGCGGUCAUAUCGGGGUCAGCACUCUCAUCCACGUCAAUCCACUGCUCACACUAGCAGAGGCGAACGCCUCUAUGCAAGAAGUGGCCGCCUUCGCCAUCUCACAGGGUGGAAAGGCAGUGAUCGAGGAACUACCCUCAUGGUAUCAAUUCUUUUCGAAGUACGUUACGGCGUCUCAAAGUGCUGUCGGAGGCCAAAGCAUCCUUGGCACACGCCUCAUCACCACCUCCGUCUUUGAGGAUGAGUCAAGUAGCGAAGCCCUCGUCGAUGCGCUUGUCAACACGGAUGACCUCCACAUCGCCGUAGGCACGCCUGUCCUGUAUAAUGCCACAGCCAAUUCUACCAGCUGCACGCCGGCAUGGUACAAGUCUUUGUGGACUCUCGGUUUCCACUCAGUAUGGGACUACAACGCCACAGUUUCGGAGAUUGCGUCAACGUAUCAGGAAGUCUCUGACCUUUUGCAGCCUUAUCGUGACAUUACACCCGAUUCAGGGGCUUACACCAAUGAAGGCGAUGUAUACGAGCCUAAUUUCGAAUACUCUUUCUGGGGAGACAAUUACGUUGCUCUUCUCGCACUCAAGCAAAAAUACGAUCCUUAUGGUCUGCUUGAUUGUUGGAUGUGUGUGGGUUGGACAGGGGCACAAGCUCCCCGGUACGAAUGUUACUUGGACAUUAAUGGCCUGUAAACAUCUUGCGGUUGAACACACUCCUUCUAUAUUAUUUCUUAUUUGCGCUUGAGAUGCACACAAUCUUCGGAUCUCCAUCAGAUAUAGC
This is a messenger RNA of Stereum hirsutum FP-91666 SS1, 1864 nucleotides long. RefSeq names its product FAD-binding domain-containing protein. The coding region runs from base 61 to 1776 and encodes 571 amino acids. The transcript has 17 exons. Gene Ontology annotation, molecular function: oxidoreductase activity; FAD binding. The record is from RefSeq and is a predicted model, not a curated record. NCBI's taxonomy places the organism in Eukaryota, Fungi, Basidiomycota, Agaricomycetes, Russulales, Stereaceae.